Stylonychia lemnae is the source of this 1551-nucleotide messenger RNA. The record is from the annotation of a GenBank genome assembly. NCBI's taxonomy places the organism in Eukaryota, Ciliophora, Spirotrichea, Sporadotrichida, Oxytrichidae.
AUGUCAAAGCAAGAGAAAGAGUAAAAAGAGAUGAAACUCAAGCAAUAUAGAGAUUUGCUAAACUAGUAAGAAAGAAAUGUAAAUUCUGAUUAAAAUCAGUUUCAGCCAAAAAGACUACAAGCUACUAAUCAGGAAUGGAUGGUAGAAUAAGCAAUUAAAAAAUCAUAGGCUCCAUAAUAAGCCCUGAUGAGAGAAGCUGUUGCAGUAAAGUAAAUGGUAUUCUUUGAUGGAAACUAAAAUAACAUUGAAGACUAGGUAAAACAGGCAAUGAGAUCAGACGUCAGAGAUUUCAACAAUAACAAUAAGCAAAAUAUAAAGUCAAAUAAAGAUAUUAAGAGUUAGGUUUCUCAGACUAGUUAGAUAAUUAAGCAUCAGAAUAGACUCAAUGAGGCUAAGUAAAAGCAACAAUAAUCUUACUACAAAUCUCAGUAUCACUAUGAAGAAGAUUUUGAGGACGAGAAAAAUGGCAUAAAAACCAAUAAGAAGUCAGAUAAAAAUUUGCUUAUAAGUGGCACUGAAAUGCAUGUACACUAGGGUGACCCAACUAGAAUGAAUGCAGGCUAUACAAAUAAUAAAAGAGACUAUGGUGCUGGAAAUGAGGGCGUAGGAUCUUACAACAUGCUUGGCGGGUAGUAGGCUAGAGCUAUGCCAGCCACACUCAAGACUUCGAAUGCUUCUAGGUUUUACAAAGGCUACUAGAAGAAGUUAGAAUAGCAUCACGAUGAAAAAGAAAAGCACUUUGAGUCUAUUUAUGGGAACAGCCAAAUAGGAGAGGAUCAACAUUAGAAGGAGAACAAAAGUGUCAAUAAGUCAUAGAAAAGAGUCAGGCCACAAACAGCAAAAUCUGCAAUUAGGAAUGGAGGAAUAGGUAGAGGGGCUGGUUCUAAUGGGAUUCCAGGAAAGAGCUUGAUUAAAGCAAGUGAUUUUACCAGUCAGAAAAGUAAAAGGGAUUUGAUGCAAAAUGACGAGUUCGAAAGGUAGAGAUCUGUAAGGAAUUUAGAAUAGAUGUAUGGCAAGAGUGAAAUGAUUGAUCAGUACUAUAACGACAAGGAGUUACUUUAAAAGAGGGACGAAACGAAGAAAGAACUGAAAAUGCUUCUCAAAAAAUACAUGGCUGACUCAGAUCAUAACACUAUCUGUGCUAUGAAAGUAGGAAUAGCUCAGAGAGAAGUCAAUGAACUGCAUAAGAGGAUGGACAAAGCAGUAAAGAAAAUAGAAGGCUGUGAAGAUGAAUUUGAGAGGACUAAAGCAGAUGUGCUAGGAUUGAAUGAUUACCUUCACAGAGAUAAGUUUAACGCUGAUAAAUUUGAAUAGAAUGUUGAGAGAGGCCUCUAGUAAGCGAGAAUAGCUUGGACUACUGAUGCUGGAACGAUAAAUGAUAGAAUUAGAGACUAUGAGAAGAUAUUUGAUGAUCCAUCUAGACUGCCUCAAUAUGAUGAGAAAACGAGAGUCUGGAAUCUAAGCAGUAAAUUUAACCUUGAAGAAAAUGAUCAGGCAGAUGAUUUCUCUAUUCCAUAUAUGCAGCAUCCAUUCUUAAAUAAAAUUCUUUGA